AUGGAUUCUCCGUCUAGUGUUCUGUCUAGCCCAUCGAAGGCUCUCAAUCCGCUAUCGCCCGAACGCAUCAACCAGCAAGCAGUGCCUACUUCGCCUUCCGCCGCUGCCGAUUUCCUGCGUCUUCAACGCAAGGGAAACAGAGGUCUCUCCGAUGUCCAGGCAAAGGUCGCCUAUUUGAAUCAUCUGUCUCGCGGUAACAGUCCAGCGGCCGCGUCAGCGCAAGCAGCAGCAUCGGCAGGAGGUGCCGCCGCACUUCAGCGGGCCAUAUUGGGGCGUGAAGAGGCAGAGUCUGCUCUCGUCAGAGUUUCAGGUCAACUUUCCGAAUCUCAAUCCCGCGAACACCGGAUUAGUGAGAGGCUUGAGUCUUUACUAGAAGAACUGCGAAGUGCCAAGGAGCGCCAGGCCCAUGAGAGACUAGUCUUCGAAAAGGAAAUCCGGAAAUCGCGCAAGGAAGCUUUUCGUGCCGGCUCUGCCCUUGUGAAAACACAGGAGGACCUUAAGCAUGCGAGGAUCGAGGCAAAAAUCCUGAAGGAGGAGGUUCAGCUCGAGCGAGGAGCAAAGGAACAGGCAAAGCAAGAGGCAUUCGAGAGAGCAUAUGCGCUGGCAGGCCUGACGGAAGAGCUGGAGGUUCUUAAAGGACAACUUCGUUCCGCAGAAGCCAACACCCAUGCGGAUACCCUAGAAGCCCAAGCUCAGCAGAUCAACAAGCAGGAUAUUGGAAGGAUGUCAUUAGCCGAGGGAGAUCUCGCCCUGCUAUUGACUCCUACCCCGCGACGGCCAAAGCGAUCUGCCGAGGACCCAAAUAUUACACCCGUCGCUGAGUCCACCGAUCCUACAUGCGUUCAAGAUACCACGCCGAAGCGGCAAAGGCUAUCGGACAUUACACCUCAACAGGGACCCCGGGAGUUCGUUGUCCCAUAUCAAGUACAUGAUCUUAUCGAGGACCUCAGAUACGACCUUGAUUUGGAAAGACGACUCAGACUCAGAGCCGAGGAUAUGGUUGAAUAUAUGAAAGUUGAAUGUAUGUUCAACCGAUGCACUUGCCGUAUUCGUGAGGAAAUCGAAAAUGCCGCUCUCGCCAAGCAACAGAUCCAUACUAUUGACCACCACGAAUGUCAGGACGAGAUGGAAGGCCACGAGGAUGAAAGCCAUAACAUUGCCUCCGCCGAAACAGUGACGUCUGUCGACGAUGAAGCCAAGGUUAUCGAAACCAAACAGGAGGAAGAGGGGGACGGGGCGGAGGAGAAAAGAGAGGGAGAGGGAGAGCCGCUCAUCACAUUCUCUCCAGUGACCGGAACCUUCCGCACUAUUCCCUCUCCUGUUCGAGGAUCUCCCAAAAAGCAGAUUGAAGACUCUACUUCCGAAGAGCCCGAACCUCUAGCUGCUCACCGCGAGAGCGAAUUGGAGGCUCAACCCGUAUUUGCCAGUCCCAUUGCGAAGUAUGAAUCCCAUGCGCAUGAAAGUCAAUCUGAAUCAAUUAUGCAAAGCGAAGCUUAUUCCAGAGAUUUGACUCCAGGAUCUCACAAUUCUCCGAUGAUUGCUGAAGCGCAGUGGCAAGCUCGAUUUUCGACCGGGGAGCAUGCAGAGAACGAAAUUGUCAGCCUAAAAAGAAUUCCCCUGCGAACCGAUGAUGAACAGUCCAAUCGCUUCGCUACUGUCCCAGGUACACCAGUCAGCCGGGAACAAGCGUUAGCUCAGAUCAGAGCCCGACGAGGGAGAACCAGCACCAUGAAAAGAUCUGUCAGUGCAAACGACGCUGCACUCCGGGCUAGUGCGAUAAGCACAACUCCAGUCAGAGCAGCGCGACGGAUCCCCGGGCUUCAACAUACCGAUCCACGAGGCGAAGGGGCUCCAAGGAGUCGCAGAGACCUAAGUGCCCCCAUGCGGAUGCUGCAUCAUUGA
Messenger RNA from Aspergillus ochraceoroseus IBT 24754, 1902 nucleotides. RefSeq lists its product as uncharacterized. The record is from RefSeq and is a predicted model, not a curated record. The transcript has a single exon. Lineage: Eukaryota; Fungi; Ascomycota; Eurotiomycetes; Eurotiales; Aspergillaceae. The coding region runs from base 1 to 1902 and encodes 633 amino acids.